AGAAAAUGCGACAGCAGCAAAAUAUCGAACGCGAAAAGAAUUCCUUGUGAAUGCUUUCCAACUCAGUGCCUCGAUCGUUGUCGCGGAAGGAGCAGCCCGCCUUGGAGCAGAGUCGGCGCGCGGCGUGCACUAAGUUAGUUACUAGAGGGCGUCGUAAACGGGCAGGCACCCACCCUUGUUGCUCCUUCUUGAUUGUGGCCCCACGCUGGAGCUUCUAACAAGCCUCAAGACAAUUCCAGGCCCCGACCGUACCAACGCCACAGCAACAAGAGUCCGACGAAAAGAACCUGUCUCUUGUCAACCACCGACCAACGGAAUACUCGCAAGCAGUGACAUUGUCCGGUGCUCGCCGACUCCUCCGCGCAUUGUAGGCCCUCGAAGCCUUGCGAUGGAAUGAGCGCUUCCACUCGUGUCUUCCAUCAUGGCCCUAAGCCCAUAUCCUUGACCGAAUUUCGCGAUGCCCUCGAGGCCGUAUGCCUCCCGCGCUUCCCGACCGUGCGCUUUGCGCGGCCACGCCGCGUCGCGCUCGCCGUGAGCGGCGGCGUAGACUCCAUGGCCAUGGCCUUCCUCUUUUCGAGCCUCUUCAAGACCCAUCAGACUUUCAAGAUCGCCGACAACCCCGCCGAGAGCGCAUUUGGCAUCGUAAUCGAUCACCAACUGCGCGAGGGCAGCGAUGCUGAGGCCUCUAGCGUGGCCCAUGAGCUCAAGAGGAUUGGCAUCAAGGCCAUCAUCAAGACCCUCAACUGGAGAGACGUCCGGCGCGAUGGCAUGAACCCUGCCAGCCUGCCCAACCUCGAGAGCGUGGCGCGCACGAUGCGAUACCAGGUGCUGGGCUUGACCUGUGGCCACCUCCAAGCCACGAGCCUCUUCUUCGCCCACCAUAGCGACGACCACUACGAGACGAUCCUAAUGCGCCUGCUGGCUGGCCACGGCUAUCGGGGCUUGCAAGGCAUCCGUGCUGCCAAUGCGAUCCCCGAGUGCUACGAGCUGCACGGCGUGUACAAGAGCGGGAUACUCGACGAUCAGAUGCAGCGGCAGCCGUUCCUCAGCUUCAAGCCUCCCAACAAGGAACUGAAGCAGCUUCGGAUGAUCCUAAGAGACGAUUUUCACGACGAGCCCUGGAGUCACAUCAAGACAUACCUGGGCAUCAACGACAUUUCUGCGCAGUUCCCCGGCCAUAUCACUCGCGAUAUUGACCCUCGCGUGCCCUAUCUGACCCCACUGAACUGCGAGGACGGCGGCGUGCACGUAUAUCGGCCACUUCUUGAGUUUGACAAGGACAGGCUUAUUGCCACGUGUGAAGCGAACCGAGUCCGGUGGUUCGAGGACCACACCAACACGGAUCCAACCCUUACCACCCGUAACGCGCUACGUUACAUUGCGAGAUCCUACAAGCUGCCAGAAGCGCUGCAGAAACCCGCCGUACUUGCAUUGGCAAGAAGGGCGAAGCAAAAGACAAACUUUGAAGAGGCAGAAGCGCAUCGACUACUCAUCCGAGAGGCAGUCAUCCAAGACUUUGACCCCAACGCAGGAACGCUGCUCAUUGAGCUCCCAUCUUUUGUCACCAGCGCCUCGCGGGCACGGCGCCUCUAUGCGGCAUCGCGGGACGAGGCUCGUAGGCCCCGCCGCCGGGCGAUUGCGGCGAUUGCAGUGCGCAAGCUUGUCGACUUUGUCACCCCGUACCUUCAUUCGCCAUCUCGGGCAAAUCUUGACAGCGUGAUCGAUCGACUGUUUCCAGAGCUGUCAUCGAGCCGCCAAGGCGAGGUACCAAAGGCGUUCUCAAUCGCCGGUGUUGUCUUUGAGCCCAUACUUGGUCCGCAGUCGACCAGGUGGUUUCUCUCGAGGGCUCCAUACAAGUCCAACCAUCCGCUACCAGAAAGGAAGCUGCCGGGACAUUUGGGCUACAAGCUGAUAUCCGGUACUGACGGCUUCAAGGGGCCACAAGUGCGACAUGGACCCUGGCGAAGCUGGAAGAUGGCCAAGAUCUGGGAUGGGCGCUUCUGGAUACGUCUCAACACGUGUGUACCGGCGAGGUUUCAUAUACGGCCGUUGCAGCCGCAGUUUGCGAGGCAAUUCCGGUUGGCCUUGCCACAGAAAGAGAGAUAUCGUCUAGAGAAGAUCUUGAGGUAUUAUGCCCCUGGAAAGGUGCGGUACUCGCUGCCCGCGCUAUACAGUGUUGAGUCUGGCGAGGGAACCGACCCGGCCACGCCUACGAUGACACUGCUCGCGCUCCCGAGCCUCGGCAUUCACGUCCCGGGCCUGGAGAGAUGGGUCAAGUGCGAGGUUAGGUACAAGAAUGUCGACGUUUCACUGCUGGGCUUGCAAAGAAGAGGUGGGCAGCGGCCCCUCGUAGUCUACCGGCCUCGCAGCGGCAGAUCCAGACAGGUGCGCAGAAGGCGUCUGGCGAACCGCAUGCGCACCGGCGGCCACGCAUGCCGUGUGUGCCGGAGGGGACGCACUUCUACAGCUCAUGGAUAGAGAUGCAAUGAAACAAAGUGGCAUGUAGUUGAACGGUUGGAGGUGCUGCGGACAGGCGGAAAACCUGUUCGAUGCAUAGUUCGUCACCCUUGAAGGUGUUAUAGGUAGGGAGCCCUGCCGGGUCCUGGUGAGUCGUGACAGCCCCAAAUCACGAAGCACCGAAGGAGCAGGGCCUCUUGCCUGAAUAUACUGGGCGGACAGCGACAAAAAUUGCAUUUGCCCGCACCCAAAUGCUUGACUUGGGGUACGUAUAAGCGUCUCAUAUUGCCGCCCCGCAUCGCAAACGGCGCAUCGGGCACAGCAGCGGAGAUGGGGGUGAUGGAACGCUCUUCUCAAGUAGGGCCUGGACGCAGGUUCCUAAAAGAGGCCCAGGAGUUUCACCUAGGCACUUGGCACUGUCGAAACGACUCGCCUUUGCCUCGGAUGGUGAAAGUGAGGGGCAGGACGACGUGACGUUGUUACGUAUACAGUCUACAUGACUAACAUUAUGGAUGAUAUUAUUC
Purpureocillium takamizusanense is the source of this 2981-nucleotide messenger RNA. RefSeq names its product tRNA(Ile)-lysidine synthetase. Gene Ontology annotation, molecular function: ATP binding; ligase activity, forming carbon-nitrogen bonds. The transcript has 2 exons. NCBI's taxonomy places the organism in Eukaryota, Fungi, Ascomycota, Sordariomycetes, Hypocreales, Ophiocordycipitaceae. The coding region runs from base 394 to 2478 and encodes 694 amino acids. Gene Ontology annotation, biological process: tRNA processing. The record is from RefSeq and is a predicted model, not a curated record.